Messenger RNA from Ceratotherium simum simum (southern white rhinoceros), 1236 nucleotides. Its product is annotated as permeability factor 2-like. Gene Ontology annotation, cellular component: extracellular region. Gene Ontology annotation, biological process: chemotaxis; defense response; immune response. Gene Ontology annotation, molecular function: chemokine activity. The record is from RefSeq and is a predicted model, not a curated record. NCBI's taxonomy places the organism in Eukaryota, Metazoa, Chordata, Mammalia, Perissodactyla, Rhinocerotidae.
CUUCCUUCCGCGCCCGGGAGAGACCUGCAGGUCCGGGAAUUUCCCUGGCCCGGGGCUGUGAGCUUUCCCGCCCCGACCAUGGAUAAAAGGGGUGCUCCCGUCUCGGGGAGCCACAGAGCUCGCUCCGCCAGCAAUCCCGCCGGCCCUCCCGCUCCAGGCACCGCCGCCCCGACCCUCCGAGCUGAGCCCCAUGGCCCGCGCCGCCGCCGCCGCCGCCUCCCGCGCUCCCCGGCUCCUCCGGGCCGCGCUGCUGCUCCUGCUCCUGGUCGCCGCCGCCCGGCGCGCAGCAGGCGCGCCCGUGGUCUCUGAACUGCGCUGCCAGUGCCUGCAGACCGUGCAGGGGAUUCACCUCAAGAACAUCCAGAGUGUGAAGGUGACGUCCCCAGGCUCCCACUGCGCCCAAACCGAAGUCAUAGCCACUCUCAAGAAUGGACAGGAAACUUGUCUCAACCCCGAAGCCCCCAUGGUUAAGAAAAUCAUAGAAAAGAUGCUAAACAAGGGCAAAUCCAACUGACCAGAGGAAGGAGAAAGCUGAUCAGUGGCUGUACCUGGAGUAAGCCCUGCCCUUACAGGAAUCAAAGAGGAAAAAGAGAAAUGAAUCAUCAGCUCCCUAGGCCACCUGGAUUGGGCUUAAUAUGUUUGAGCAUCUCUAGGAGCAUUCCUCCAUUAAUUUAUUUAUUUAUUUGUUGAUUGAUUUUCAAAGAUUCUAUGUUAAUAUCUUACAUAUAAAAUAAUUAAGGAUGUGAUUGAAUCUACUUGUGCACUGUACCGUUAUUUUUAUUGUUUAUUUUAUGUCAAACCUAAGUUAGUACAAUCCUGAUUUUUAUUUAUUUUGAAGGUAGAAGGUUAGCAAAUGUCCUCCAGUCAUUAAACUAAUAUUUUUGAGGAGCCCAAAGCAUGCCAGCCUCUGUCACAGAGGCUGCGGGAUCUAAGCAAAUAGACAGUGAGGUCAUUGUCAGGGUGGGGGAAUGUAUAUGUAUAUCUAUUUUUGUAACCAUUUAAAAGAAUGUCAGCUAUUUAUUGAAGUGAUUUUACAGUAUUUGAUCAACAUUUCUCAUGUUGAAGCUUUAAGAACUGCAACGUUCUAAAUAUUCUUUGGACAUUUCAUGUCUACCUUGUAAGGCAUAAUGUCUUGUUUAGUGUUAAUUAUGCAGUAUUUCUUUAUGUCUUAGACCAGAGAGGUUUAAAUAUUUAUUGAUGAUUUUGCAAAAGCAUGACAAUAAAGUAUUUCAAGAU